Messenger RNA from Lucilia cuprina (Australian sheep blowfly), 3717 nucleotides. It is a transcript of the gene MTA1-like, whose product is annotated as metastasis-associated protein MTA3. NCBI's taxonomy places the organism in Eukaryota, Metazoa, Arthropoda, Insecta, Diptera, Calliphoridae. Gene Ontology annotation, biological process: negative regulation of transcription by RNA polymerase II. The record is from RefSeq and is a predicted model, not a curated record. The coding region runs from base 173 to 2686 and encodes 837 amino acids. The transcript is spliced from 13 exons. Gene Ontology annotation, molecular function: histone deacetylase binding; sequence-specific DNA binding; transcription corepressor activity. Gene Ontology annotation, cellular component: NuRD complex; nucleoplasm.
GUAAUUUUCUAAGAUGGCGACGAAAAAAACGCGUCUUGUGUGAAUGUAAUCAUAACAAAUUGUGAUUUUUAUUAAUAAAUGUGUUUAAAAUUGCAAAAAAACAGUGUAAUAACAUUAUUAACAUUGAAGUGUAUAAAAUACAUAUAAAAUUUUGUAUGAAAAUAAAGUGAAAAUGGCUACAAAUAUGUAUCGUGUCGGAGACUAUGUCUAUGUAGAGACAUCUCCGAAUAGCCCAUAUCUAAUACGUCGCAUUGAAGAAUUGAAUAAAAGUCAAAGUGGUAGUGUUGAAGCUAAAGUAAUGUGCUUCUAUAGAAGAAGAGAUCUUCCAAAUACCUUGGUUCAAUUAGCUGAUAAACAUCAACUGGCUACAGCUGAAGACUCACCACUGGCAAUGAAGCUGAAGAAAACAUGGCUUAGAACACCAGUAGGAGAAGAACAAGCGGCACAAGCUGUUCUUGAUCCUUCGAUAGCUGCCCUAGAUGAAGAACGUACAAGUCCUGUUUCUGCUGCCGGUGAUAAAGUAACAACGGGCCAUAAUGCUUCGUCAGGAACAUCGGAAAAAGGUGAACCCUUAACGGCUAAACAACGUUAUCAAAUCAAACAUCGUGAAUUGUUUUUGUCACGACAAGUUGAAUCUUUACCCGCCACACAAAUAAGAGGCAAAUGUUCGGUGACACUGCUUAAUGAAACGGAAUCACUGCAAAGUUAUUUAAAUAAAGACGAUACAUUUUUCUAUUGUUUGGUCUUUGACCCCACUCAAAAAACUCUUUUGGCUGAUAAAGGUGAAAUUCGUGUUGGUAGUCGUUAUCAAAGUGAAAUUCCCGCUAAGCUUAAAGACAUUACCACCGAUGAACGCAAAUUAGAAGAAUUAGAAACUUUAGUAUGGACUCCAAGUCAUGUAUUAACAGAUCGAAAAAUUGAUCAGUUUUUGGUUGUAUCGCGUUCCAUUGGAACAUUUGCACGAGCUUUGGAUUGUAGUAGUUCGGUUAAACAGCCUUCAUUACACAUGUCAGCGGCAGCAGCAAGUCGCGAUAUUACUCUGUUUCAUGCCAUGGACACAUUGCACAAACAUAAUUAUUCCAUUGAAGAGGCAAUGUGUUCUUUAGUUCCUUCCACUGGUCCAGUUUUAUGUCGUGAUGAAAUCGAAGAUUGGAGUGCUUCAGAAGCAAAUCUAUUUGAAGAAGCAUUAGAUAAAUAUGGCAAAGAUUUCAAUGAUAUACGACAAGAUUUCCUGCCUUGGAAGACAUUAAAACAAAUUAUUGAAUAUUAUUACAUGUGGAAAACGACAGAUCGUUAUGUCCAACAAAAACGCGUUAAGGCUGUGGAAGCGGAACUAAAGUUGAAACAAGUAUAUAUACCGCAAUAUAAUGCUACUACUACAACAAAGGGUAAUAGUGGUGGUGUUGGAGCAACAACAGUAACAAAAGCUGGUGUUUUCAAUGGCACAACAAAUGGUGGUCCGGAUGUCUCAAAUAUGGGCAAACCUUGUGAAUCUUGCUCAAAUGUUAAAUCAUCACAAUGGUAUCCUUGGAAUAGUGGCAAUGUGCUCACUCGUCUAUGUCAAACGUGUUGGGAUUAUUGGAAAAAGUAUGGUGGUCUUAAAAGUAAAAAUGAUGGCAGUAUAGAAGAUAGUAAGAAGAAAGUGAUUGCCGACGAAGAGGAAAAAGUUAGUGAUUUAUCAAAUCGUUCAUUGCAUAAGAGGCAAUUUUAUAGGUGUUCAAUUGUUAAUUGUGGCAAAGAAUUUAAACUAAAAACGCAUCUUGCUCGUCAUUAUGCCCAAGCUCAUGGCAUAGCAAUUAGUUCCAGUUCGCCCAGACCGAUAAUGAAGACACGCACGGCUUUCUAUUUGCACACGAAUCCAAUGACCCGACUGGCGCGCAUUAUUUGCAGGAAUAUAAUAAAACCGAAAAAAGCUGCCCGACAGAGUUCAUAUGCAAUAAAUACACAGCUGGUGAAGCAAGAAUUUACAACUCGUAUGUCUGGAAAAUCAGCUACAGAUAUAAAGAAUAUUUUGUUGCUGAAAAAGAAGGAUCGUGGUAGUGUUACUAAGAUAGCUAAUCGUUUGGGAUCACCUGGUAUUGGACCACAUGAGUGGUUAGUGUUGACUCCAAAAGAUAAAAUGCCAAAACCAGAUGUGGUUUACUUCCCAAAACCACCAAAAGGUCCAGACGGCAGUCUACUAUACGAUCGUAUACCCAAUAAGAUUAUUGAUCUGGAAAAAGAUAUAACAAUUAUACCAACACCAGCUCCCUCUGUAAUGCGUAAAAGACCUCACGAAGAAACACAGCUAAAUGGAACAGAAGUGACCAUCGUACCGGCUGGACCACCUACUAAGAGACCCAACAAAGAUCCUAUGCCCUCACAUUGUCCGAGCCCCGAACAAUUUGCUGCUAUGAUGGCUGCCUCGGGUCAACCAUUAUCAAGACAUCAUCUUAAUGGAAAACCGAAAAUUGCUCAAAUGGCGCGUACAGGUAAUGGUCGCAAACAGGUUAUUAGUUGGAUGGAUGCGCCAGAUGAUGUUUACUUUAGAGCAACAAAUGCCAGCAAAAAAGCGCGUAAAUUUUUAUCACCUACAGAUCUAAGAAGGGCAGCCCGUAAACCCUGGCGUAAUAUUCCUAUAGCAGCAGCUGUAAAACCCCAUAUAGCUAGCAGAGCUAUUAAGUCAGAGGUUGUUAUAUUAGACUGACCGUCAUCAGCGGCAUCUUUAACAUCAACCACAUCAUCGUCAUCAUCAUUGAUUGAACAACCACAAAUUAAUAAGCAUUAUCGCCAACAACUUCCAACUAUACAACAACAACUUAAAAAACAGCAACCAUUUCGUUACACCAUGGAUGCUCUGUUGAACUAAAUAUAAUUUAAAGGUUCAAAACGAUGAAAUGUGGAAGAAUUAUAGAUAAUUGCUUUAUUAUUUCUUUUCUUAUUCUUGUAUAUAAAUUAAUUAUUAAUUGCAACAACUGAAGGAUAACAGGUUGAUUGUUUAAAUAUGAGCUAUAUAUAUACAUACAUUAUACCAGAUAUACAUAGGAGUAUAUUUCCAAGAAAUUGAAGUGAAAAAGUAUGAAUUUUAAGGACAACGACGAAUAUAAUUAUAUUAUAUAUACAUACAUAUAUAAAAUGAAACAAAACUCUAUCUUAAAUCCAAAUUACCCCAUUUCUACUUGACUAUUUUUGAUUGAUUUUGUUUUUUUGUUUCUUAAGCCUUAAAACAAACAUAAAUAUUCUUUAAGUUGGAUACAGUUCUUAACCUCCUCCCUUAAUUCAAAACAACAUCUAAACUAAGUUUAAUCCAGGAAAAAAUGACAACGGGAGAAGGAAUAAAUAUAUUGUUUAUAUUUAUUGUUAUAAAAUAUAUUUUUUUUUUAUUUGAAUAAUUUAAGGUUUUAGCUUAAAUACAUAAGAUUUCUUAAUUCUGGCCAGGUUUUAUAAUAUGAAAUACUACUAUAUAUUUAUUUAAUGCUAUUUAGUUUUUUACAGCUUGUGUUCAAUGUUUGUUUAAAUAACUAAUAGAUAAUAAAUACAUAUGUAGGUAGAUAAGUGGCAGUAUUUAUAAAAUAAUUCUAAAAUUGUUAUAAAUGUUAAUUACAUUUAAAAGAAGUUGUUGCGUGACAAGUAUUUAUUAUAAAGCGCCAUAAAAUGUUGCUAAUGUGCAUAUUUAUAAUGGAAAUAUUUGUAUAAAAAGCUUAGUUUUUAAUAGAAAUAACUUUUAAUAAAAAUGAA